Molecule: messenger RNA, 1207 nt
Organism: Argiope bruennichi
Lineage: Eukaryota; Metazoa; Arthropoda; Arachnida; Araneae; Araneidae
Product: sulfotransferase 1E1-like
Exons: 5
Coding region: 71-1132 (353 amino acids)
Biological process (GO): sulfation
Cellular component (GO): cytoplasm
Molecular function (GO): sulfotransferase activity
Source: RefSeq, a predicted model, not a curated record
AAUUUGAUUAGCUUUGAUUGCGGGACAGUUAAGAAUUCAGUAAUGCAUUCAGUGCCUAUAUAAUGGAGUAAUGUACACUACGUCUUAUUUAGCAGAAAGACAAUCCACCAAAAAGAACUGCAGGUGUAAAAUUUGCCUCGAUAUUCCUAGUCCCAGAAUGGCCAACGAAGAAGAAAAGAAGAUCCUACCCGAUUAUCAGGACACAGGCUAUGGAUUCAAGAUCGCAAAAAUGUUUUCGAUGGAUGCUUUCAAAUCUGCCCUGGAGUACAAACCUCGCCCCGAUGACCUGUUCAUCGUCACUUACCCCAAAUGUGGAACCACCUGGGUACAGAACAUAGUGGGCUGCAUCUUCCGGGAAGGAAAGCCCUUCACAUCGGCUAUCGAAUUUCUCACAGGUACUCCUUUCUUGGAGAUGGCAGGGGCAGAGGCUGCAAAAACCAUGAAGAGGCCCGGAGCAAUCAAGCUGCACCUUCCCUUUCAUCUGACACCAUACUCUAAAGAAGCCAAAUACAUAUUUGUGGCGAGAAAUCCAAAAGAUUGUGUCGUCUCUUUCUAUCACCAUACUCGAAAUAUCGUUGGCUACAAAUUCAAGAACGGCAAGUUCGACGACUACUUUGAAUUGUUCAUGAAAGGAGAAGUGGAUUUCGGAGACUAUUUCGAUUGCUUGCUGUCCUGGUACGAGCACCGAAACGAUCCAAAUGUGCUCUUCAUAACUUACGAACAACUCAAAGAAGACACAAAAAAGUAUACACUGAAAAUAGCCGAAUUCAUGGGUGAAAAGUACAAGGACAUGCUGGUGAAUGACGAAAAACUUUUAAACGACGUCAUAAAAUACAGCAGCUUCAGCUUUAUGAAAGAAACCAUGAAUAAGAAAGUUGCCGAAUUAGCAGCUUUGCCGCGGGAUGUAAUUCUCAACCACCCAGACUUACCUCAGGGACUCAAGGAUCUUCUGGUCGGAAAAGAUGAAGGGUUCUUUGAUCCGGAUCCAAAUAGUGUUACUUUUGUCCGAAAAGGUGUGGUUGGUGACUGGAGAAAUUAUUUAUCUCCCGAACAAAAUCAAAGACUGAAUGAAAGAUUUCAAGAAAGAACAAAGGGAACCGACAUCCCAGAGCUUUGGAAGGAUUACAUGUAACGACAAAAUGUAUUGGUUUCCAUAAAUAUUGUCUUGGAUAGUCAUAUUAAAAUCUGAGCUGAAGAGUUUAUUUCA